Messenger RNA from Vicia faba (fava bean), 3075 nucleotides. NCBI's taxonomy places the organism in Eukaryota, Viridiplantae, Streptophyta, Magnoliopsida, Fabales, Fabaceae. The record is from the annotation of a GenBank genome assembly.
AUGAGCUUAGAAAACGAAGAUCAGAACUUGUUGGAUCAGGCAACUGAUAAUGGAUUGCAAAAGAAGUUGAAAAUUUCAUACACAAGAGAGUUUUUGUUAUCUGUUAGUGGAUUGGAUGUAUGCAAAGAGUUUCCAAGUGGGUUUGAUCAAUCACUUUUAAGGGAAUUUGAAGACGCUUCACUGGAUCGACAUAGAAGUACUGGUGCUCUACCCACACAUAGUUUCAGACGCAAUGAGUACAGUUCAUCACCUCCAACCAGAGGGGAUACAAAUAACUUUUCGCGGGGAACUCAUGGAAAAUGGGAUUCUCGCUCUUCUGGACGUUCAGAUAGAGACAGUGAUUCUCAAUCAGAAUGGGAUUCAGAUUCUGGAAAACGUAUUGGCAAUCAGUCUCGGAGAUCUUUGCAAGGUCCUGAGCACGAUGGACUUCUAGGUAGUGGCUCUUUUCCAAGACCUGCUGGGUAUGCACCUGGGUUGUCUGCUCCUAAGUUUCGAGCUAAUGACAAUUACCAGCCAAAUCGGUCUAAUGAGCCCUAUCACCCUCCUCGUCCUUAUAAGGCACCUCACUCUCGUAGAGAAACUAACGACUCUUUCAAUGAUGAAACUUUUGGCUCUUUGGAGUGUACAAGUGAGGACAGGGCAGAGGAGGAAAAAAAGAGAAGAGCCUCUUUCGAAUUGAUGAGAAAAGAGCAAACUGAAAAGCUUAAGAUGAACCCAGACAAGAAUAAAGUGGAUUUUGACCUUUCUUCACUUAUCGACGAUAAUUCAAAGAGGCCAGUUGCUGGAAGCAAUGAGUCAAUGGAGCCUCCUCUGACUUUAGCAGCUUUAAGCAAUGAUGAGAAAUCUUCUUCCCAUUCACAUGCUUCAGCAAGACCACUUGUACCCCCUGGUUUUGCAAACACAAUGUUGGAAAGGAAUAUGGGUACCAAAAUAUCCCCCAACACUCAUGUAGCAGAGGUUGGGAAACCUGAGCCUGGAGAUACCCGAGGUAGCCAUGUAUUCAGUAUAAAUCCUGAAAAUAAAGAAGGAAACUUAUCAACCAUGCAAGUGGAUAACAAUCAACAGAAUCUUCAAAGGGCAGAUAUAAAUGUUUCAAUCAACAAUGAGAAAGAAAAUACUUUUAAUUUGUCAACUUCUGUGGAUAUCCCCAACGUUAAGAUUGGAAUUAAUGAUCAACUAAGAAAGAGAUCUGCUCUUUCAGAAGCCUUGGAAGCAUCAGAUGACAAUACAUUUAUUCCACUUAAGGCUGAAGUGAAAGGAAAGGAGGCCAUAGGAGCAGCUUUCAAUCCUGAGAGUUCCGAGUCUAUCCUAUACAAGCUUUUCGGUAAUGCUUCAACGCUAACCAGUGGCAUAUCUACUAGUAUUGUUGAGCAGCCUGAUCAUAAAGCAGAUGAGACAUGGAGUCCACAUGCCUUCCAAACUUCGAAGUUUGCUCAUUGGUUUGCUGAAGAAGAAAAGAAGUCAAUGGAUGACUUGACACCUAAGCCAAAUGACCUGCUCUCGCUUAUUGUUGGCGGUGAAAAGGGUGGGCUGCAGGUUUCCAAUGUAGAGACAACCCAUCAUGUUGCACCGAAUUCUAGUUUCCAAAAUCCUGAACCUGCUGUUCUUACAUGUGAAGAUCUCGAACAGUCAAUUCUAUCACAAGUUAGUGAAAAUGGCUCGUCAUCUCAGCAGUGCAUGCAGGACAAAGAUUUUGGUGCAAAGGCUGGGCAGUCCAAUUCAAUUGAUGGUCAUGCUUCCGAGCACCUUCUUUCUUUGUUACAAAAAGGACCCUUGCAUAAAGAUUUGGAACUAUCAUCUGUUAUACAUUCUACUGACACGGUGCACAACACUGAAAGAGCAACUACUGGAAAAUUUCUUGAUAAUCCAGAGGAAGUAAAUGCAGAUGCUUCUAAUUCAUCAAAAACAUUGACUCUGGAAACACUUUUUGGAUCAGCUUUUAUGAAGGAGCUGCAAUCAGUUGGAGCACCCCUUUCUGUUCAAAGAAGUUCAAUUGGAUCUGCAGGUGCUGAUUUUUCAGAGUCUCAGUUGUUUCCUUUCCCUACCUCAAACAAUGUCAAUCCUCCUACUGGCGAGCUUACACUGAACAGACACGGAAGUGGUGGUGCCUUUCCUUCAGAAAAAACUCAUCAACCCAAAUCAAAUAGAUUUGAAGAGCAGUGGUUAGGUUAUGGUGAUUCUCAUGGAGAUGUUAAUUCAUCACUACUUCAAACUGGAAUUUCCAAGGCUAGUGGUUUCAAUCGAUCUCACGAUUUUCGCCUCCCUGAAGAAGAUAGCUUGAUUUCUGUUGGCAAUCCUCUGCAAACCUUUUUAUCUGUUGGAAAUUCAGCUAAGGCAGAUUUGUCUCAAGACACACCUGCUGAGAUUACUAGAAAACUGGCAGCUCUGAAUUCUGCAUUUAGAGACGAACGACUUGUGAUGAGAAAUCAAGGUCAAGCGUACCCUCGUGGUCCUUAUGAUAUAAGGGAACCUGGUAUUCCAUAUCAAAAUCUCAACGCCCACCGACCUUCACAGCUCCAACCCCAUCAGUUGAAUCACAUUGGUCCAAUGUUCAAUCAACCGGACUCUCACUCUCCUCAUAUUAGUUCUUAUAUGAAGCAUGCGACUUCUGAAGGCAUGGUUCAUCAUGAUUCUCCGUCCAACCGUCAAUUUCCAGGAAAUAUGCUUCGUCCUCCUUUCCAUCAACCAAACAGUGUUGCAACUGGGUUUGAUCCUCCUGCUCAUCACCCUCUGUUACAACAGAUGCAUAUGCAAGGGAACCUUCCUCCACCUCAUCUAUUACGAGGAUUCCCAAGGGGCGGGGCUAUGCCCCCUCAUCCCAGUAAUCCGAUGUCUGGUAUUAUGCAGGAACCAAACCCAAUGCAAGGCUUCCCAUUUAGUGGCCAGCAGCAUCCUAGUUUAGGGGCCCCAGGAAUGCAAUUGCAAGCUCCAGGAGUUGCUGGUGGAAGGAAUCAUCCAGAAGCACUUAAGAGGCUUUUUGAGAUGGAGCUUAGGUCAAACUCAAAGCCAAUCCAUACUUCAGGGCAUAACCAGGGGGGGAUUCAUGAGCUAGACUUGGGGUUUGGCUAUAGAUAG